GCUUGAAAGGAGGGGUUAUUCCUUAUAUCUGUCAGUGCGACUGUCUUCCUACCGGUUCAUCCACGGUUAGACCCCUGCUUCAUCGUCUCUGUUGCUCACUCCGUUAAAUCAUGAAGAUCUGGACCUCGGAGCACAUAUUCAACCAUCCUUGGGAGAUGGUGACUAAAGCUGCUAUGCAGAAGUAUCCCAACCCCAUGAAUCCCAGUGUGGUUGGAGUGGACGUUCUGGACCGACAUGUCGACCAGCAGGGCCGCCUCCACAGUAUAAGGCUGCUCAGCACAGAGUGGGGUCUACCGUCCAUCGUGAAAGCUCUCAUCGGAAAUGUAAGAUCAUGCACCUACAUUCAGGAGAGCUCGAUUGUGGAUCCCAAGGAGAGAGCUUUAGAACUUCAGUCCUCGAAUAUCACCUUCACAAACUUGGUGUCUGUGGAUGAAAGAUUAACCUACAAACCACAUCCUGAAGAUUCAGAGAAGACAAUACUGACUCAAGAAGCUAUCAUCUCAGUGAAAGGCGUCAGUCUCAGCAGUUACCUGGAAGGCGUCAUGGCCAACACUAUUUCCACUAAUGCUGGAAAGGGUCGUGAAGCCAUGGAGUGGGUAAUCCGCCGGCUGAACACAGAAAUAGAGGAGCUGGCAGCCACAGCGCGAGUGACCAUGCGAACCCCAAUGGCUGCUGCAGCCGCAGACAAAUGAUGCCUACCUCAUUAGUUCAGAGACUGUACGUCAAGACUGCCAGCCUCACAUUAUGACGCUCAAGGGCUCUUCAGGUGCUCUGGGUUUUCUGUGUUGUUUAAGGGUACACCUGUAAACUUUACUGUCUGCAUUAGAUGUAUUUAAACCAGCAACCUGCAGCAUGAAGGGGUUCCGACGAGCGUUUCCAGGGCAGCGCUGCACUGACGUGGGCGUCGGCUUGAGGAGCGUGUGUCAUUCUCAGGGACAGGUUUAAACACCACUGACACUGGAGGCACUAGCUGAACCGGAAACUCAAGAAAAAGUGCCAAAACGGACAUUGCUUUUUGUACAGCUUCUCGCACGCUCACCUUGUGCAUGUGCAAGGUGUGCGCCUUGUGCAAAUGUGCUUUGAUAUUUUUUUGCAGUAGACCUCAGAAUGUCAUCAAGCUUCACGGUUUCAACUUUGCCCAGUGAUGAAUUGUAAACGAGACAUAUCAAAAUUCAGAGAAGACUGUAAGUGCUUAGAUUAAUCUGUGACGGUGGAACACUACGUGUGAGAGCGGCGCUGGCAUGAUAUCGAUGUGCGAAGGUUGGAGUAAAUGAGUGGGUCAAGGUUUGAUGGUAGGAAACCUCGAUACUUUCCUGUGGGACCGCAGCAAUACUGGGACUCUGUACUGGGCGACGUGUGCAGGCCUGAUUCUAAGCUUUAUUUAAUAACUUGUUUUGUUUUUAGUUUGUUUAAUGAAGGGAUCAAACUUGCCAUAUUUAUGUUUUUUGAGUUGUUGGGAAGACCUUUUCCAGCACAAUGUUUAGUGUAUUUAAUGUCCUUUUGUCGUAAAAUGAAUACACAACACUUUAUUUUAUAUAUUUUAAAACUCCUAUAGGAAUUAUUUAUUAAGGCUUUGGUUCUUAAGAGUUGUGGGAUUUUAGACUAUUAAAUUUCUUUGUUUAAAAACUG
Molecule: messenger RNA, 1629 nt
Organism: Fundulus heteroclitus (mummichog)
Lineage: Eukaryota; Metazoa; Chordata; Actinopteri; Cyprinodontiformes; Fundulidae
Gene: prelid3b
Product: PRELI domain containing 3
Exons: 6
Coding region: 111-692 (193 amino acids)
Biological process (GO): phospholipid transport
Cellular component (GO): mitochondrial intermembrane space
Molecular function (GO): phosphatidic acid transfer activity
Source: RefSeq, a predicted model, not a curated record